GAGAUGUGAGUGAAAAAUAGAGAAUUGUGGGAACGGAGACAAACAAAAAAUGGGCGAGAGGAAAGAUCCCAUUUGGGCAACUUUCAUUGAUUUUAUUUGACUUGCUGGCCGAUAUCAUUCUUAAUUCAUUUACAUUAUUCUGAACUCGUUUAGCCCAUUCAGAAGUAUGGAGGGCGGAGUUUGGGGAAUCGUUAUAGUCAUUUCGGCUUUCAUGAUCCAAGUUUUAACAUUUGGCACCACGGCGAGUAUCGGUAUUUACAAUAUUGAGUUUCUGGAUUACUUUCAUGUUUCAUCCUCCGUGGCCGUCUCUUUGAUAGGAUCAAUCAACUUUGGCGUAUACCUCGGCUCUGGUCCCAUAGUGAGUUUUUUAAUGACCAAGUUUUGCUAUAGAAAAAUUGCUUUAUGUGGCUCUGCGCUUGUGACUGUAGGUCUGCUUGGGAUGCCAUUUAUACCCUAUAUACCCACUAUGUGUUUCUUCUUUGGAGUUUUAACUGGAUUUGGAAACUGCUGCACUUACAUUCCAUCCCAUGUUCUGAGCGGACUUUACUAUGACAAGUAUCGCAGCAUUGCUACAGGAGUCUCCACCAGCGGAUCCGGACUUGGCGCAGCUGCCAUCCCUGUGAUUGUUGGGCUUCUUAUCGACACGUACAGCUGGAAAGGUUCCCUCAUCUUCGUGGCAGCUCUUAAUUUGCAUCUUUUCAUCUUCGCCGCCCUUUUGCGCUAUCCGUCCAAGCCUUCUGCUCCAUCACGGAAGCAGAUUUCAAAGCCGGUGAUAAAACACGAUGACGACAACCCAACGGAAUCGCAAGACGAGAGAAGCAUGCUGGUCACGCCCAAAAAAAAAAGGACGGACGAAAAUUUGGCGGAGAAGUCGAAAUCCGACCGUCCCAAGAGCUGCAGCAGCUUUGCUAGCUAUCAGACUAUAGCUAAUUACGACAACUUUGGGGUCGAUCUUCGUGAAAUCGAUUUCAUUGAUAAACUAAGCACCGCCAGUUCUGCAGAUACUAUAUCCGGGCCAAUGAAAACUUCUUUUAGUCGAGGCUUUUCCGCGGAGUCCAGUGCUGCAGAGAAACCAGUCAAACUUAGGGAAAAUCGCAAAAUCAUACAAAAACGGCCUUCAGAGACUCUUCGCUACAAUGUGGAUAGCCAUAGGGUCAGUUUUCUGGAUGUUUUAUAUCCACGAUCUGUAUCCGGUCAUUCCCUCUUUGCCCUGGGGUCAAGAGGAUCCAGUGUAAUCUACAUUGAGAAUAUUCUGUUACUUGAGCCUCAUCGAUCAGUGUCGGAUAUGAAUAGAAGUAUCUCUAUCGCUUCCAGCAUGCCGCUUUCUUCCAGGCACAUUUACAUUUUUACAAACUACCGUUUCAAUAUUUAUUUCUUGAGUAACGUCAUGUGGAACGCUGGGUACGCCAUCAUCCAAUCGUUUGCACCGGAGUUCCUUCAGGACAAGGGCCUCACCUUAAUGGAGGCCGCCUGGCUGAGCGGUACUUUCGGAUUCGCCAGUUUUCUUGGCGGGAUCUUGGGCGGUGUCGUGGGUAAUGUGGAGAAAAUUAACCGCCAAGUGCUUUACACAGUGGCUUGUGUGAUGAUGGGGGCUGGAGCGAUCGGUUUCCCGCUCUUUCAUGACGUCAUGUUGUACAGUCUCCUCCUCGUGGUCAGCGGACUCUCUUUUGGUGUCAUUCUAGGGCUCCUGAUUGUUGUACUCACAGAUCUAGUAGGAGUUCAGAGUUUAGGCAAUGGCCUCGGGUACCUCAUGCUAUCUAAUGGAUUUGGUACAUUCCUUGGUCCACCUCUAGCCAGUUGUUUAAAAGAGUUGACCGGAGCCUUCGACACAAGCCUUAUACUAGCUGGCUGUCUGUGUGUGGUGGGUGGCCUCAUCAUGUUCUUGAUGCCUUGUUCUUGGUGCAGCCAGGGGACACGACCCAAAGUGGAAGAGUGGAAGAUGGUAGUCCUGUGAUCCUGCUAAAGAGAAUGUCUUGAAUUUAUAAGAUCUAUGUCCUAGCAGCUACUGCUCUCCAAGACUUAAAGGACACAGUACUGGAGGAGUGUUUUUUUUUCUUUUUUUUUCCCUACACAUUCUGCCUCUUUGCCUUAUUUUUUUCUUAAUCAACCGAGUGUCUUUAGAGACCAACAAUGGAUCUUGGCAAGUUUAUAUCAUAUAUAGGAUUUGAGAAAGUAAGGCAACAGUAAAUUAUAUUUAAUUAAAGUAUGACAUUUUAGCAUAAGUUAAAGUUGAAAAUAUCAGUUGGCCGUCGUCAUAGGCGCUAUAUAUAAUUCUGAGUUUAUAGGCAACUGUUCAUACUUUUGUCCUUACUAAUGAAACAUUGUGACUCAUGCGUAUUGCUGAGUUAAGGUAGCUUCAGUUCACUCCUUUAGUAUUGAAGAUAUACGUUUAGUGAGUGACUAUGCAAUAUUUUACACAAAAAGUGCUUCAACUCUGCAGAAAAUACGAAAGUAAAAAAAAAAAGAAGCACCCUGAAAUGACUAUGAAACUGUGUAGUCUGGAAACUUUAAAGAAAUAUUUACGUUUACAAAACAUCGAGAGGUAAAACGUGUCUGCUGAAAAUGUUUUUCAUGUAUUAUUACAAAUGUAAGGAACUAGCUUCUUUAUGUUUCUUUAUUUCAACCUAUGCACUAAUGACUUUUGUAUGAUGUGCCAAGAGCAAUAUGUGUGUAUGUAGCGAUGUUGAUGGGACAUAAUGAAAAAGAACAAGAGAAAUUUCUUUCUUUCAUUAUAAACUUGCACUGAGCGAUUACUUCUCUGCUGUUGUCAUUAUAAAAAUCUAUUUCAAUGAACUGAAUUAUACAGGUCAUGACCUGUGAGAUUAUGUGUUGCUUAGGUAGAACAAUUAGGCCUACAUGAGUAAAUAAUUUAAGUUCCCCUUCCAGACCUUGCAAUCUACGGGGCAGAUGAUGU
This is a messenger RNA of Biomphalaria glabrata, 2914 nucleotides long. RefSeq names its product monocarboxylate transporter 14-like. The transcript has 4 exons. The record is from RefSeq and is a predicted model, not a curated record. Gene Ontology annotation, biological process: monocarboxylic acid transport; transmembrane transport. Lineage: Eukaryota; Metazoa; Mollusca; Gastropoda; Planorbidae. Gene Ontology annotation, molecular function: monocarboxylic acid transmembrane transporter activity. The coding region runs from base 167 to 1954 and encodes 595 amino acids.